AUGUCCAUUCCCAAUAAUUAUGCAACAGACCAGACUCACCCGUGCUGUCACGGAAGAAACAAGAACGAGGAAAAUGAAGUCGGAAACGCAGCGCCUGCGAUGAUGCACGGGCCCGUCGAUACUACGCCUCUUGAAGCCCCCACGUCCAUACAAUCUGACUGUGUAUCUGCAGGCCUCUAUUCAGAAGACGAGCUGCCUGUCCCUUCCCUAGAGGAGCGACAAGCCGGUGAAGAUGUUAUCAUGGCAGACAUGCUAACAGCUAUGCAACUGGAGGGCCUGGAGGUAAGCACUCCUUCCCCGGAGAGCCAGUGGACGAACAUGGGCGUAGAAGCUGAUUCGGAAGCCAAUUCGGUCUCAGCGGAGCUAAACGAACAACAACCCGAAAGUCUUCAUGCUUCGGACGGAUCAGCUCACAGCGACUCCUUGACGGCUACAGGUUUCGCGGAUGACGAGCAGACCGCACAGCCCGAGGAGUACGCAGACGAUGCCGACUCUCUAGAGCUCGAGGAUUUUGACAUUGACUUCAGCGAGCUUCUCCCAUCGGACUUCCCAGAUUUCCCCUUCGAUGAUCUGAAUGACCCCUCCGACGAAAGAUGGGCAGAGAUGCUGAAAGAAGUCGACGCCUGGAACAAAACACACAACGGCGCAGCCGAAGAAGACACUCACACCACCCCCACUCCCGGCGAACCCUUCACAUACGCCGUCGACCCCUUCAACCCCGAAAUCUGCAAAGCCGAUCUAAUCCGCUGCCCCAUUCCCAUCCCCACACCAGAAACCGACAUCCUCGCCCACUUCUCCACAGAAUACGCACGCUCAAUCCGUCUCCUCAAAGUGAAAUACCGCUGGUACCACUCCAGCCCCUCAGACUGGCAAAAAGAAGUCAGCACCCUCAUCUCCGCCAUCGACAACACCUCCAACAACCUAGAGCCCUGGCUACCGUUGCACAGAUGGCUCGUACUAUACCGCCGCCUCAUGCAAGGCGCGACGGCCCGUGAGCGCUACAAGACCAAGAAUUUCUUACUGAAGAAGUUGGAGGCGGUGGCUAAGAUGCGGAUGGAGGAGAGCGAAGGGGAUGAAGUUGGCGCAUGGGGCUUUGUGUGGGAUGAAGCGGGCGGUUGA
This is a messenger RNA of Alternaria viburni, 1119 nucleotides long. RefSeq lists its product as uncharacterized. NCBI's taxonomy places the organism in Eukaryota, Fungi, Ascomycota, Dothideomycetes, Pleosporales, Pleosporaceae. The transcript is spliced from 2 exons. The coding region runs from base 1 to 1119 and encodes 372 amino acids. The record is from RefSeq and is a predicted model, not a curated record.